GCCUAGCCCGCCCUCUUCCGCUGGCGCUGUGGGAAUGGAAACAUCUGCCCCACGUGCCGGAAACUUGCUAACCACGACAACAGCGCGGUACUCCGUGUCCUGCCGCGCCGAUCCUCUGCGAGCGGCCUCGCGAGAAGUGCUCGCCGAAAUGGCUGCGUCCAGUCAAGGUAGCUUUGAAGGAAAUUUUGAGUCACUGGACCUUGCAGAAUUUGCUAAAAAGCAACCAUGGUGGCGCAAAUUGUUCGGGCAGGAAUCUGGGCCUUCAGCUGAAAAGUAUAGUGUGGCAACCCAGCUAUUAAUUGGAGGUGUCACUGGAUGGUGCACUGGUUUCAUCUUCCAGAAAGUUGGAAAAUUGGCUGCAACAGCUGUGGGAGGUGGAUUUUUUCUUCUUCAGCUUGCAAACCAUACUGGGUACAUUAAAGUUGAUUGGCAGCGAGUAGAAAAGGACAUGAAAAAAGCCAAAGAACAGCUGAAGAUUCGUAAAAGCAACCAGAUACCAACUGAGGUCAAGAGUAAAGCUGAGGAGGUUGUGUCAUUUGUGAAGAAGAAUGUUCUAGUGACUGGAGGAUUUUUUGGAGGCUUUCUGCUUGGCAUGGCAUCCUAAGAAGGACAACUUCACUUCCAUUGUUCUGAUUUUUUCCAGUCAGCAGCCUCUACACUCCGUCAUAGGACAUCAAGUCUCUCCUCUUCUCCCAUUGCCUUCCUCCCUGUUGUGGCAAAUCUAAAUGGCUUCUAUAGGCAUCUGUUGGUACAAGUUAAUACAGGUCCUGCCUGCUGUGAGCUUGAUGGUGAUGGAAGAGACAUUAGACAUUAGCUCUCCUCCCAGUACACUCCCCACUUGGUCAAUCUGUAGGUCAGCAGAAAUAUCCUUUUCCUCAUAAAAUACUUACCAGAACACACUGCAAGAUCAUUCACCAUGAAUGGAUCCUCAAAGGUUGUCCCACACUUGAUUUGGAAAAGGAGCAGAUAGUUACCUUAUGUGCUGCAUGGGAAGAACUGAAUACAUUUGCCUUUAAGCAUGAAAGAUUUUGGUAUCUUGGUGUGUAUUUUCUUUCUACUUGGAGGGUUUUAGAUUAUGGAAGGAGAAGCUAUUUAAACCUGUUAUAAUUAUCCUGACAAAAAAUGACAGUCUAAAAAUGAUAACGGACAAAAAUCUGAAUAUGAAAUGAACAUAUGCUAAAGGUAUAUGCUGUGCUGAAUAUAUUAUAUUUGGUAGGAAGGUCUUUAGGGAAACCAACUGCUAGAAAUACAUUGUUGGAUGGGCAGAGAAAUCACAUAGGAACAUUAAGAUACUGUUCAGGAAUGUUUUCCACCAUAUCACAUAAUGCAUCACAUGGCUGUUUUCAAAGGUUUUAUUUAUGGCAAAACAAAUAAUUUAGGUGGGAGAGGGAAGAAGCUCUUGGAUUUUUACUUCAUAGAAAAGGCUUUGUGCUUUGAAAUGUGAAGUAUUCAUGUGUCACAGCAUCAGGGGCAGCCAUAGCUCCUUUGUGCCAAUUCUAUUUCUUUAUCCAGUUAGUAUGAAAUACAACAGUUUAAACCACAAUUUUAAAGAAACAGUAUUCCAGACACUCAGAAUUAAGAAAGAUAAUGAUAGCACAUGUGAAAUAAUGUGUCAUCAAGUGAAAUCUGCAUCACUUGAUGACCGCCCCACUCUGAGAAUUAUUCUUUAAAAAUUUACACACGCUUAACACAUUUUGUUCUAACUCCAACUAGAAUAUCAACUUUGGAGGGCCAGGCUUCUGUUGUCUUCAUCUUUAUGUUGCAGGGCCUAGCACUUAAGUUCUGAGUAUUUGCUGAAUAUAUGAAUAGUCACCUUGCAGAACAAAAACUUACCAUUAAAGGUUAGUUUUACUCAGAGGUAAACCUUAAAACUUGCAGCCAAUCCCAUGUUAAAUAUGUUUCUAAGAUCAUACUUUAAAAAUGUUUGUCUUUUAAACUAUCUUGAGAAUGAUGCAUUAAAUCUGAAAAUUGAAACUA
Molecule: messenger RNA, 1977 nt
Organism: Sciurus carolinensis (gray squirrel)
Lineage: Eukaryota; Metazoa; Chordata; Mammalia; Rodentia; Sciuridae
Gene: Fundc2
Product: FUN14 domain containing 2
Exons: 5
Coding region: 35-604 (189 amino acids)
Biological process (GO): autophagy of mitochondrion
Cellular component (GO): mitochondrial outer membrane
Source: RefSeq, a predicted model, not a curated record